Molecule: messenger RNA, 2685 nt
Organism: Amaranthus tricolor (Joseph's coat)
Lineage: Eukaryota; Viridiplantae; Streptophyta; Magnoliopsida; Caryophyllales; Amaranthaceae
Product: pumilio homolog 23
Exons: 11
Coding region: 357-2498 (713 amino acids)
Biological process (GO): endonucleolytic cleavage in 5'-ETS of tricistronic rRNA transcript (SSU-rRNA, 5.8S rRNA, LSU-rRNA); endonucleolytic cleavage to generate mature 5'-end of SSU-rRNA from (SSU-rRNA, 5.8S rRNA, LSU-rRNA); ribosomal small subunit export from nucleus
Cellular component (GO): preribosome, small subunit precursor; nucleolus; 90S preribosome
Molecular function (GO): RNA binding
Source: RefSeq, a predicted model, not a curated record
GUUAAUAAAUAAGAUAAAAAGAAUGGGUUAAGGUUUUACGCGAGAUAACCCUUCCCUCACCUUGCAAAAAAAACCCACGGCACCCUCUCUUCCUUCUCCCUUCUCCCCUCAGCGCCGCCCUGGACUGCUGCUGCUCAACCGAAGCUGACCAGCCCCCACACGCACCCCUGGACUGCUGCUGCACCUCGCCUCCACCACCGGCUGCACAGUAGACCCCAACAGCAGCUGCUUAGCCGCGGGUCUACCGCCCUAAAACCGUGCUCUGCGUGCCCCUACCACCAUAUCAAACACCUCUUGUCUCUUCUCCAUUUUCUUUGUCCACCUUUGGGUACUUAGGUUCUUGAAGAAGGAGAAGCAUGGGAAGAAAGGGGAAUAAAAACCAAGGAGGUUUUGAUGGGAGUUACCAGUCCAAAGCUUCCCAUGGAAGUGAAUAUGACCGGGGUAUGAAAGCUCAUAAACACCCAAAGAAGCAUGAUCAUUCAGAUGAUGCUGAGACUUCAUAUAUCAGGAAGCAGGUGGAUCCUGAAAUAGCAAAAUACUUUUCUGAUAUUGCAAACCUACUAGAAGGUGGUGAAAUAGGUGCAGACGAGCACCCUAUCAUAUGUAGUAAUGCCUUGGAAGAAAGUAGAGGGAAAGAAGUGGAGCUUGUGACAGAUUAUAUUCUUAGCCACACGAUGCAAACGUUGUUGGAGGGUUGUGAUGCAGACCAUCUUUGUGGUUUUCUCCGUAGUUGUGCAAAGAGUUUUGAUCGCAUUGCAACGGAUAGGUCUGGUUCUCAUGUUGCAGAAACGGCCCUCAAUUCUUUAGUUAGUCAUCUCCAUGACCAGGACUUGUACAAUUUAAUCAAAGAUACACUAACCUUGAUAUGCCAGGAAAUAGUCCGUAAACCUGUAGCUGUGAUGUGCAACUGUUAUGGAUCUCAUGUUUUUCGGAGCCUGCUGUGUCUAUGCAAAGGUGUACCUUUGAAUUCAGAGUUCCAUUCUGCGAAAUCAUCCACAGUUUUGUCUCGACGACUGAAUCUUAUGUCAGAUAAAGAGCGUAAAAAUGGGGCGUCAAUUGUCUAUCAAGGGUUUCCAGAUUUACUGGAGUUUCUUGUGUCUGAAAUGUUAAAGUGUAGUACAAAAGACAUAGCAGCCUUACAAGUGGACCAGUAUAGCAGUUUGGUUCUGCAGGCAUCUCUGAAGUUGUUAGCGGGACAAGAGCAAGUGCUCCUCCAUACAAUUCCAGUUAUUAUGGGUUGCAAUGUGGAGAGUGGAGAUGAAAGUAGCUUUAUAGAGACAACAAAGGUGCAGAACAUUAGAGAUUUGGUUAAAGAAAAUGCAUUCAGUCAUUUAAUGGAGGUCAUAUUGGAAUUGGCUCCAGACACUUUGUAUGAUGAGAUUUUCAUGAAAGUAUUCAAAGAUUCGUUGUAUGAUCUUUCUUGUCAUCAGUCUGCCAACUUUGCUGUACAAGCCUUAAUUUCUCAUGCAAGAAGCUCAGAUCAAGUAAAUAUUAUAUGUGAGGAAAUUGGAUCAAAAAUGAAGAAUCUUUUGGCAAUGGGAAGAUCAGGAGUUAUAGCCUCUUUGAUUGCAGCAAGUGAGAGGCUUCAUGCUUGUGAACAUAAGUGUGCAAAGGCGCUUGCAGCUGCUGUAAUGGCAACAAAUGAGGCUCCAAAAUGCAUUGUGCCUCGGAUUCUAUUACUUGAGAACUACUUCUACUCCAAUGAUAAGGCCAAUUGGAGCUGGACAAGUGGCUGUAAAAUUCACGUGAUGGGUUCUCUAAUUCUGCAAUCAUUAUUCAAGUAUCCAAUUGAAUAUAUACAACCGUACUUCACAAGCAUCACAUCAAUGGAAAAUGUUCAAAUCCUAGAAGCAUUAAAGGAUGCUGCAGGAGCACGUGUUUUUGAAGCCUUUCUGGGUUCAAAGGCUCCUGAUAAGCAGAAGAAGAAGUUGAUUAGCAAGUUGAAGGGGCAUUUUGGAGAGCUUGCCAUGCAUCCAUCGGGUACUUUCACGGUCGAAAAGUGCUUCAAUGUGAGUGAUGUUCCAAUACGAGAGAUAAUAGUCUCUGAAUUGCUCAGUGUUCAAAAAGACCUUUCUAAGACAAGGCAGGGUCCUCUCCUCUUGAGGAAUCUUGAUGCUGAUGGAUUCUCAAGACGACCUGAACAAUGGAGAUCUAGACAGAAGUCUAAAAUCAAUGUAUACAAGGAGUUUUUAGCUGAAUUUGUAGAUGAAGAUAUCGGUCUCUCGGAAAAGAAGAAUCCUCCUGUCAUUAAUAGUUCAAAGAAAGCAGCAGUACCCGAACAAACAAAUACAAUAAAGAAGAUGAGGCAAGAGAUUGACAGUGCCUUGGCAUCAUUCACUAGUCCCGAUCCUUCAAAGAAACAUAAAAAACACAAAGAAACUAGAAAAGGUCAGACUGAUAAUAAUGUUGAACAGAAACCCUCGUCUGGCAAGAAAAAGCGUAAGCAUCAUCAGGAAGAUGACUCGUCAAAGACAUCUAUGAAGAAGCUCAAAUCCUAAACUAGCAGACGCGUUACAGUUUUGUCUGUAAGAUUUCCUUACCCUAUAGUCCAUGUAAAAAUUUUUCUUGUCCGAUACAACAAUAUGUUAAACGGUUGCAAAAACGAUGCUAGAGCCUUAAUUAUUACAAUUUGUAGACAAUCACAAAUCCGGAAAUUUGGAAAUGAGCAAUUUUGUUUUUGUACUA